AUGGACAUCAGCAGCACGAAAGGGGAGGAGCCCGUGCUAGACUUGCGCUUUGAGGUUGCAUUUCCCGGCAGCCUGGAGCAUGGCGACAGAAUUUCGGUGGAGUCGCCGGCAGGUUUCACCCUCGAAGCGCCAGGCGGGAACGGCCAGUGCAACGGCUUCGCCUGGAGGGGCGACAUCAACCUGAGCACGAAGGUGAGUUGCAACGGGAGAGAGAUGACCAUUCUUUUGCAUGAGCACGUUAGCGAGGAGACAAUCUUGCAGUUCAUUCUUGACACUGCUAAUCCGCCAGCGACGCCGCACGUGAUGCAGAACAACUGGAUUGUGAGCCACCUCGGCCCAGACACGCGGAUCAUGGCCACAGAGGCAUUGCGGAGUUGGGACGCAGUGCCGCAGCUCGUUGACGUGGGCAUCGCUUUGGUGGGCCAGAACAAGGCGGCUGGGCAGCUGUCCAGCAUAUCAGUCUCAUUCGAACCUAUGUUCGCUGCCGACGAGUUGGAAAUCCAUACGCUCCAACCUACCAGCACGUCGUUCGCUAACGCCACAGUGACCUCGACUGGCCACGAGGUGAUUUCAAAACAUCCACACAUCAUCCGCAUCCGGGCCGACAUCGUAGUGGGCAUACGGACUCUCAUCGUGAUCGGCAAUGUCAGGCUUGGCGCGCCAGGAGGCCAGACUGUUUUUGACCUUGUGACGAAGCUGGGCAAUGGUGAUCAGAUGGAUGAGGCCCUCGGCUUCGACGGUGGAUUUUUCCAGCCCGGUUUGCUAACCGUCAAGAGCCAGAUGAUUCAGAAUGGACACGCGCAAUAUGUUCCGUCGUUAUGGGGCCCGCGGAUGCUUGAGAAGUCGUUGGCGAAAUUUGUAUUUUCCAGCACGAUGGAUAUAGAGGCUGACAGCACGCUGGUUAUCACCAGCGUCUCGGAGAUAUCGGCGCAAUAUCAGCUCUUCGCCCAGGAUUUCGCUGUCGUCCGCGUCAACAACGGGGCCUUCCAUGGGUACACCGCGUUGAGCUCGGGCAGCACCCUCACCGCAACGCUAGACACCCCUCUGCUGGCAGGCACGGACUACGAGCUCCGGUUUACCGUGCAGACUCCGGCGUUGGCGAGCGCCACGGCGUCGCGCUGGAAGGUCGAGGCUUAUUCCGACUACGGGCUGCCUGGUCAGCAUCUCCGUACCACGAACGACGCUAUGACUCCAGCCUUUCAAUUGGUGGACCACGUGACGCUGGAGGUCAGGUCGCCAGAUUGUCCCCCUACGGCUGUCGUCGCGGCCCAGGUAGCAAUUGAUUUACAGUCCACUCAUCCGACCGAGCUGUUGAUCGUUGCGCCGUCGGGCUUUAAUUUCACAGAAGAUUGCUUACAGCAAGGCGGUUGGAACGGAGAGAUUGUUGCAUGCGCGCAAGACGCGGAUAUCAUGGGCAGGGCUUCAGCCAGGCUGACGUCGAGUUCUGGCGGCAUCAGCGGCUUCGUGUCGGGGAUCAACAUCCGCGUCACCGUCCCAGUUGCCGACAGUGUCCGUGUUGCAGACCCAAGCUGGUACAUUUCUGUGUUCGACGCUCACGGGGAGCAGCAGGGCUGGGGCAACGAUUCGGUCGGCUUCGAAGUAAUCCCGAUGCAAGGCUUCACUGUCGUUUAUUCUGGCGUACCAGACAUGUCGGGCCUGAUGGUCGUGGGCUUCAUCGUCCACACGCAGGUCCCAGCAGGAGGCAGGAUCCAGCUAGGUUUUCCGCUUGGUUUCUUCAUGCAAUGCGACGGCGCUUUCUUCGAGCAGUUGGGGCUCACAGGGGAUUUCGUUUGCACCAUGGGUACCGGCAUCUUGGAGGUCCAGGUCAGCGACCCCAUCCCGAUUGGGCGGCAUGCCUUCGCCGUCACUAGUACGCCGCCUCAGGUGGUCAACGGUGACAAUUCUUUUUUCAUAAGGAUAAUUAGCCCUGAUCUGGAAGUGCUCGACGCGGCAAUGGAAGCCCCUGGCCUUCAAAUUCAGAAGGGGCUUCCUAUGACAGCCCUUGACCUAGCCUGGAGCAAAAGCGUACCUGAGGAAACGUCCACGGUGAGCCUCGGCUUCGAGCUGGUGUCCACGCUGCCAUCGCAAAACCCAACGCAAUUGGGCGAGCUGGUGGUGGAAUUGCCGCCGAACUUCGAGCUGCAGGUGACCAGCGCUGACCAAGUGGAGUGGCAGGAUCAGGCUCUGCCCCAUGCUGAGUCCUCGUGGAUGGACGCCACGCAGCCCGACCGGUUGAGUAUUCUCCUUGAUGAGGAGGCGUGCGAGAACCUUGCCAUUGGAGCGUACAGGCUCGCCUUCCCGGUGAAAGUGCCCGUCCUCAUCCCGACCUACAACGUGUUCGUCGUGACCCUAUGCAGCCCUCCACCGAUCAAUUCGACGUCCAGCAGGUGCACCGGCUGGAACCACAGCAGAGCCUUGGUGGUCGGCCGACUGAAAGCCGGGGCGUGCCGUGUUCUGCAUGAUGCUGGAUACCGCCUCCUCCGACAUCUAGCCCUGGAGUUGCAGGACACCAGUCACGUCGGUUGCAUUGACCUUCUCCGCUCCCAGGGCUACGUGGGGCAGGACAUCAGCGACGCUGGAGCGGUCAUCCACGACGCUUGCAUCUGUCACGCCCGGGUUUUCGAUCACGAGCGUUCCAGGCUUGCUAUUGUGAGCCCGCUCGAGAUGCGGAUCCGACGCAGGGCGGCCACGAUACGUAUCAGGCUCCAGAGAUGGCAGCGAAUGAGGAUUUGGUUCCAGCAAGUUUUGGGGAGACCCGUGCCGUCUGCGCCGGCACAGCUCAUCGACUACUUGAUCGAGUUCACCGAACAGGACGCCCCAAAGACAGCCCCAACGCAGAUUGCUGCUGCUUUCUCAUUAACCGAGAUUGUCGGUGCCGUACCAGAUGCCGAUCGUCUGUCGUUGCACCCAGCGUGGUUAGCUGCAGUGCGGGAUGCUGAGUUUCGCCUGCAGCCUGGGGCCCCGCCAGCGCGUCAGGCGCCACGCUUCUUCAUCAGCAUGGUCAUCGGCAUGGAGCGCCUGGUCGUGUGCGACGGCUAUCCCCUCUUCAAACGCUUCAUUGCUUGGACUCGCCUCGUGAAGGUCUGGGCGGCGCUGCGCAGCAACUAUACGGAGGGCCUCUCCCCGGGGACGCUGCGGUUUACAGCCAGUGGUCUUGAGGGCACCCUGCAACGCACGAAGACCACAGGGCCCGGGCGCCGUUUGCAGCACGUUUCUUUCUUCGUAUCGUUGAACGCAGACGUCGCUGAACCCGUUUGGUUGCAAACUGGUUUUGAGUUCCUGAAGGGCCGCCUCUGUUCCGAUCGCGACUAUCUUAUCCCGAAGGCGACCCAGGAUUAUCGGGGGUUCGUGCACUCCAUGGCGAAGUACAUGGACCAUGCAGCCUCCGGGCGCGCCGUGCUAUACGAUAUCCUGUGCUCUGAAAGGGAUUCGCUUGUUCCGGUUGCCGAUGCGGCAGCCUUUUGGUCCGAGCACUCGGAGAGGAUUUUCCUCGUCUCGAUCGCCGCCGCCCUGGGGGUCAAGAAGGAUGACCGCGACUACCUGGGGCGCUGGCGGGCCGGCAACCAGAGCGACGAUUACGUCCGGACGGCGAGGCAGAUCGUCAUGGAGAUUCAAGCCAGGGUUGCUGUAGCUCUCAGGGGCCCCCUGUGCAUCGACAAAUCCGAUGUUCGCGACUCUGUGCGCAAGUUCCUCGUGCAGUGGGGCAUGAUCACCAGCGACGUCGACAAGCUCAUCGAAAUGCUUGCCCGCCGCGCGGGACAUCCAGGGCGGGCGCGCCUCCGAUUCUACAGCAUCUUCGUCCUCUUCGGGUACCUCCACAUCCUCGCGAACCGAGCCUUGUGGAUAGGACGGGCGUCGGAGUUACCUGGGCCAGCUGCCGCCGUCGUCCUGCGGCUGCCCGGCCCUGGCACGCUGUCGCGCGUGUCUCCUGGCCCGCGCCCGUAG
Messenger RNA from Prorocentrum cordatum, 3945 nucleotides. Lineage: Eukaryota; Dinophyceae; Prorocentrales; Prorocentraceae. The record is from the annotation of a GenBank genome assembly.